Messenger RNA from Hyalella azteca, 1655 nucleotides. RefSeq names its product subgroup A Rous sarcoma virus receptor pg950. The transcript has 4 exons. Lineage: Eukaryota; Metazoa; Arthropoda; Malacostraca; Amphipoda; Hyalellidae. The record is from RefSeq and is a predicted model, not a curated record. The coding region runs from base 90 to 383 and encodes 97 amino acids. Gene Ontology annotation, molecular function: protein binding.
CUGCAGUUGCAAGAAGCAGAUCGCUGAGCUAAGGUGUCGUGUGGAUCUCAUUAAAUACAGAAAAGAAGACCGCGAAUCAAGAUACAAAUAUGAAGGUUAUCUGCUUCAUUCUUCUCUUCGUGCUCCUCGUCGGGGUUGCGUUAGGAGUGCCUGCUAGAACCCGCCGUGCUCUGACAUGCAAGCCUGGAGCGCUCGCCUGCUCAGACGGCAGCCGCUGCGUGCCCCGGCAGUUCGUGUGCGACGGCGUCUUCGAUUGUGGCAACGGUCAAGAUGAGGAAAACUGCAGUCGACGCAGCAACGCCAACGUCCCCGACCAGAGGAUCGACGACGAACGAAACGUUCCGACGUUUGGGCUGGAAAUUGGCAACGUUAGGAAUAUCUGAGAGAUUCGUUUUUGGACAAAAGAAAGCACCUAUGAGUUCAUCAUUAAUAAUUAAUUUCAUCUCUAGCGGCAUUUGGGUCUAAUAGUGAAUUUUGUUACCUGCUUCUUCGAGCAUCUAUUAUUGGCGUAUUAUUUUCAUUCGCGCAUUAAUUAAUAUAUAACAUGUUGAUGACUGAAUCUUUCAUACACAUAUCCAUUGAAAAAUUCUAGUAGUUCUCGUUAGCUUAACGACUUUUGCUUGUAAUAUUUUAAUUGGUUUUGCCCAACUUUAUUACUAAUAGGUAUCAUGUAAAAAUCUUCAGAAAUUCUUAUCAAGUGAGAGAGAUUAUUAUAUUCUUAUCAAGUGAGAUUAUCAAGUCGUCGAUGUAGAAGAAAUCUUCGUUGAUGAUGAUGGUCGGCUUGUAGGUUUUGAUCGUAACAGCUUCAUAGUUAUCCUGAAAAAUUAAUAAUUAUCUAAGUCCUCACUAGAAGUUCACAGCCUAGGAAAGUUUAACAAAAAAGUUCGCUACGGUGAAACUAUGGGGAUUUAAGUUAGCUUCUUCUUAAUUAAGGUACUUCGAACUUCAGCGAAAAAUAGUACAAGCGAUCAAGGCGUUUAGUGACUUUUGACUCUAAUUAUGGUGCAUUUCCAACUAUCAUUUGUUAUUGACCGAUUGUCAUUUACGAUAAUGAUUGAAUAAAAAAGAACUUUAUAAAAUAGAGAGGAAAACAAAUUUUUCUUUGUACCAAGAAAAACGGCAUAGCUUUUAUCGAUGAGAUUUUGUUGCAAGCUUUUAUUUAGUAUGUUAUUUGGUCAUCUAUUCCAAGUAAUUAAUGCGUGUUAGCUACCUGAAUAUUAUAAUUGACUUUUUAGUUCUUUUAACUCUAUGGCAACAGCUGCAGGUAAUCUUAAAUUUAGCCUAGUCUAUAUUCUUUUUUGUUCUUCAUAUCGUGUAUAAGAUGAUUUAUAUUCUUGCGCUGUGGGUUUUCUUUUAUUAGUUAUUUUCAAAUAAAGCGGAAUCAGUUGAAUCCCCAGAGAAGAAAUUAUUCAAAUCAGUUAUUCAAGGUUAGCAGCAGAGGUUUUAAGUUCUCAUUAACUUAAGGAUUGGCAGCAAUAAAAAAACUACAUGCACACUUAUAAAUACGAGUAACCUAGCUAAUGUUCACGAGAAGAUAACUCGAACUAAAUUAAUUAUGAUUAUGAUCGCCUUUUUUAGAUAUUAAAAAAUAUACGAUGUGUUUUUUUUAGCUUUUUACUUAUUAAUGUUUGAGAAUAAAUUACCAGAGAAGGAAA